Dromaius novaehollandiae (emu) is the source of this 1986-nucleotide messenger RNA. It is a transcript of the gene SMPD2, whose product is annotated as sphingomyelin phosphodiesterase 2. NCBI's taxonomy places the organism in Eukaryota, Metazoa, Chordata, Aves, Casuariiformes, Dromaiidae. The record is from RefSeq and is a predicted model, not a curated record. Bases 283 to 1512 code for a protein of 409 amino acids. The transcript has 11 exons. Gene Ontology annotation, molecular function: sphingomyelin phosphodiesterase activity.
CCGCCCCGCUCCCGGCCCCGCUCCGCCCCGGGCCGCCUGUUGCUCCGCGCCGGGUGGGUCCGGCCGCCCCGCCCCGCUCCCGGCUCCGCUCCCGGCUCCGCUCCGCCCCGCGCCGCCGGUCCGGUGGCGGCAGGAGCCCGGUCCCGCCGCGGCCGCCCCCGGCUUUGCAGGCUGCCGCCAGCUUUGACGUGGAGCAGGAGCCUCGAGGAGGAGAAGUUCCUGCAAGUUUGGGAAAAAAAACACGGCGCGCUGGAGCCCGGCGGGACGGCUCGGCUCGCCGCGAUGGAGGAAGGUCCUGCGCUGCAGCUCCGUGUCUUCGACCUCAACUGCUGGGCCAUCCGCUACCUGAGCAAGCGGCGGCAGGAGCGCGUGCAGCUCGUCGGGGACACGCUGCGCCGGGAGGGCUUCGACCUGGUGCUCCUGCAGGAGGUGUGGAGCGAGUGGGACUACAGUGUCCUGAAGGAGAAGCUGGGCGGCUGCCACCCCUUCUCCCACUACUUCAGGAGCGGGGUGAUCGGCAGCGGCCUCUGCGUCUUCUCCAGGUUCCCCAUCCUGGACGCGUUCCUCUACCGGUACUCGCUGAACGGCUACCCCUACAUGCUCCAGCACGGAGACUGGUUCUGCGGCAAAUCCGUAGGGCUCGUCGUCAUUAAGAUCUCCGGGAUCGUCUUCAACGUCUACGUGACCCACCUGCACGCCGAGUACUGCCGGGAGAAGGACGCUUACCUGCCCCACCGCGUGGUGCAGGCCUGGGAGCUGGCGCAGUUCAUCCGGCACACCUCCGCGGGGGCCGACGUGGUGCUGCUGGGGGGGGACCUGAACAUGCACCCCGAGGACGUGGGCAUCCGGCUGCUGCGCGGCUGGACGGGGCUGCGCGACGCCUUCGCCGAAGCCAAGCGCUUUGAGGGCUGCGAAGACGGCUGCACCCUCGUCCCGGACAACUGCUUCGCCGCCAAGACGGAGCUGCAGCCCUUCCCGCUGGGCAUCCGCAUCGACUACAUCCUCUACAAGGCCGCGGCCCGUUUUGCGGUGCGGUGCGAAGAGCUGCGGACCACGACGGGGACGGCGCCGGGCAGGGACAUCCCCUACUCGGACCACGAGGCCGUGAUGGCCACGCUGCUCGUGCGCAGGCAGGGCCCGGCCCCGGGGCCGACCCUCGGCAGAGCCGCGCCGGCCCUGGCGGACGUGGUGAACGAAGCGCGGACCGAGGUGCGCGUGGGGCUGCACGCGGCGCAGCGCCAGCGCUACUCCGCGGGCAGGAUGGCCGUGCUGGCCCUGCUGCUGCUGCUGGUGCAGGCGGCCGCCGGCCUGGCCUCGCUGGCGGGCUGGGCGGCCGGGCAGCCCUUCCCCAGGCUCUCCUUCUCCCUGCUGGCCGUCCUCGCCGGCGGCGUGCUGCUGCUCGCCACCGUCCUCCACCUCUUCCACACCAUGGAGGUGAAGAUGCUGCAGGGCACGGAGGAGGAGAUGCGCCUGGCGCUCCGCGCGCUGCAGCAGCGCCUGGCCGCUGCCUGAGCCCCCCCGGCGGGUGCCAGCGCCGUCCCCUGCCCGGCCCGGCCCGGCCCGCGGCCUCUCCGCCUGCUCGGCUGCCGGCGUCGGAAGCGGUGGAGCGCGCGGCGGAGCGACCCGCGCGGGACGGAUCUGUAGCGUCCACCCCUCGUGGGAACCACGGCGGAGGCGGUUUUAAUUGCAAUUUUUUUUUGUUUGUUUUAACGUGCCCUGCCUGACUCGUGGACCUUUGGGGGGGCCUAAAGGACCCAGAGAUUUGGGAUUAUCCUGGUUAAUUCUGGUUACGAUGGAGCCCUCUGCCCCGGGUGGCUGCCGAUGGGCAGGAGAUGCUGCAGUGUCUUCUCCAGCCUCCCGCCGGGGCUCUGCCGGGGCGUCGAACCGGAGCCUGGUCCCAGCAGCCGGGCCCAGCCGUGGUCUCUAGCCCUGCCGGCAGCUCGGCUGGACUGGGAUAGAAAAUAAAGGCGGUGUUUUAGCCCUUUU